This is a messenger RNA of Anopheles maculipalpis, 2083 nucleotides long. RefSeq names its product protein O-mannosyl-transferase TMTC4 (gene Tmtc4). The record is from RefSeq and is a predicted model, not a curated record. The transcript has 3 exons. The coding region runs from base 11 to 2083 and encodes 690 amino acids. Gene Ontology annotation, molecular function: mannosyltransferase activity; protein binding. Lineage: Eukaryota; Metazoa; Arthropoda; Insecta; Diptera; Culicidae. Gene Ontology annotation, cellular component: endoplasmic reticulum. Gene Ontology annotation, biological process: protein O-linked glycosylation via mannose; endoplasmic reticulum unfolded protein response.
CUCGGAUACAAUGUCUUCGUUACGCCAACACGCCUUGGUUCAGUAUGCCAUCCUGGUGGCCGCUUCACUGCUCUCGUAUGGUGGUGCACUGUACGGCACGUUUGUGUUCGACGAUUCGGCAGCAAUCGUGAAAAAUAUGGACGUACGUAAUGUGGCCACACCGUUACACGAUCUGCUUCGGCACGAUUUUUGGGGCAACAACCUAUCCGAUCCGACGAGCCACAAAUCCUUCCGUCCGCUAACCGUACUAAGCUAUCAGCUGGAAAACCGUUUGCUAGGCCUGAAUGCGGGACACAUGAAGAAGGUUAAUCUUGCGCUGCAUACGAUCGUGUGUUUGCUGGUGCUGCGGCUGUAUCAAACGGUGUGGCGUGAGACAGGCUCAUUUCGUACCGCGUUUUGGGCUGCCUUUGUCUUUACCGUGCAUCCGGUACAUACUGAGGCGGUUGUUGGGAUUGUUGGUCGUGCCGAUUUAUUGGCAGCAGUCGGGUAUAUUACAAUCCUGUUGCUAUACCAACGCUGGUUGCUAAGCGAACGUCGUCGGUAUGGGGUCAUCGUUUUUGCGACUCUUUUUAUCCUAACCGUCGCAUCAAUGUUGUUUAAGGAAACGGGCAUAACGGCACUGGCGGCUUGUGGUGCAAUCGAUUUGCUAAAGAGAGUCAAUUGGCGUCAUAUCCGGUUGUCUGAUGUGUUCCAAACACAUCGAGCGUGUUUGGUGCGAGUAUUUACACUAGCAAUCCUAUCACUAAUUUUACUAAUAUUACGCCUUUGGAUUAUGAACUUUGAAAGUCCUAAGUUCCAUCGUAUGGAUAAUCCCGUAGGAGCGACCAACAGCACCACCACCCGGAUUCUAUCCCAAAGCUAUCUUUACUGGUUAAAUGCUUACCUGCUAAUAUGUCCCGACUGGUUAAGCUUUGAUUGGGCACUUGGGUCCGUUCCUUUGGUCGAGAGCAUAUUCGAUGGCCGGCUAGUUCUGAUCGUUCUUUUUUACGGAACGGUAGCUACUCUGGCAUUAAGAUCUUGCGAAUCUAAAUCCAAAGAAAUCGCUAUAUCCCUAACACUUUCCUUCAUUCCUUUCCUACCUGCCUGUGGCUUCGUACGGGUUGGAUUUGUAAUUGCCGAACGGCUGCUGUACCUUCCCUCGGUUGGGUUUUGCUACCUCCUUGCGGUUGGCUAUCGUCGAUUGAUCAAGCGCUCGGUAGUUUUCUACAUUCCGCUCUGCUUCCUGUGCACCAUGUUCAUUCUCAAAACACAAUCACGUGCCUACGAAUGGACUUCCGAAGAUCUUCUGUUCCGUUCGGCAAUACGUGUCUGUCCAGGGAACGCCAAAGUGUACUACAACAUAGCCCGGCUCGCUACAGAUCAAGGUGAUCGUGACACAGCGUUCACCUACUACCGGCACGCGAUCGAGCUCCAUCCCGAUUACGAAGCGGCACACAUGAAUUUGGGUAAUUUGUACCGCGAAGUACAUGAGCUGGACACGGCCGAACGUCAUCUAAGGAAGGCGAUAGAAAUACACGAACCAUUUCCUUCGGCUUGGAUGAAUCUGGGAAUUGUUCAGGCAGCACGCAAGGACCAUCAAGCCGCACUGGCUAGCUAUCAGCGUGCCCUCGAGCUAAAACCCAACUAUGCAAAUUGUUUGUACAAUUUGGGGAAUUUGUACAUCGAUAAACAAAACUCCUCCAUGGCUCUUCGGUAUUGGCGCGAAGCGAUACAGCAAAAUCCCCGGCAUAGUAAAGCGUGGGCCAACAUACUCGCACUGUACGAUAAUCGGGGCCGUACGGAUGACAUAAUUCGCACAUCGGCACUGGCCCUUACCUAUCUUCCCAACGAUACAGCGAUACUGUUUACGCGGGCCAACGCGUACGGUAAGCUGGGCGAGUAUGAAACGGCCGAAAUGCUGUAUCGGCAGAUAAUUGCCGCUCGGCCCGAUCAUGCGGUAUACCGUGCCAAUCUGGGCGUGCUGUAUCAUCGGUGGGGCCAACGGAACGAGCAGGCGAUCGAGCAGUAUAGGGCGGCGCUCCGGAUAGACCCAAACUUGCGCAGUGCCAAAACGAAUCUUCUCAAACUGAUGGAUUCAUCGUAG